UAUAUUAGGGACGGACAGGAGGUCUGUCUGUCGUUUUUAAAUGUAGAAAGCAAGGCUGUGUUCCGUGAGCUCGACUUUUAGGCGUUUUUAAACAGCUUUUUGGUUUUAUCUGACGAUAUGGGAGACAAGCCGCUAAGAGUUCUGGUUUGUGGCGACGUGGAAGGGAAGAUAAAUGUUUUAUUUAACCGUGUGACAUCAGUUCAGAAGAAGAGCGGGCAGUUUGAUCUGUUGCUUUGUGUUGGAGAGUUUUUUGGUCCUUCCCCUGCAGACGAGGCGGAGUGGAAGGAGUACAAAUCCGGGGCGAAGAAAGCUCCCAUCCACACGUACAUUUUAGGAGCUGCGAGCCAGGAGACGGUGAAGUAUUUUCCCAGUUCAGAUGGUUGUGAACUGGCUGAAAAUAUCACAUAUCUGGGUCGCAAGGGUAUCUUCACUGGUGCCUCAGGGCUCCAGAUUGCCUAUAUCAGCGGCAGAGGUGGGCAUCAGGAGCCUGCUCCAGCUCAUUGCUUCACCCCCAAGGAUGUCACCUCCCUGGUGGCCCCACUGGUGUCCAACACUAAGUUCAAAGGUGUGGACAUCUUGCUCACCUCACAGUGGCCUCGCGGCGUCUGGCAGUACGGCAACAAUCCGGACAUCGACACAAAAUCUUGUGGAGCACCUUUGCUGGCCCAUCUGGCCGAAAGCCUGAGGCCUCGGUACCACUUCAGCGGUUUGGAGGGGACAUAUUACGAGCGACUGCCAUACAGGAACCACAUGGUCCUCCAAGAAAAUGCCCGGCAUGUCAGCAGGUUCAUUGCUUUGGCCAACGUUGGUAACCUUGCAAAGAAAAAGUACUUGUAUGCUUUCAGCAUCGUGCCUUUGAAAAACAUGGACCCCACAGAGUUGGUGAAGCAGCCACAGGAUGUGACAGAAAAUCCCUAUAGAAAAUCAGCCAGAGAGAGUCAGAAGGACAGACUUGCUGCCGUGGCCUAUGCGGAGGAGGAGCCUGCUUCCCAGUUCUUUUUUGACUUGGGGAAAAAGCCCCAUGCAGGGCAGGGUCCUGGGAGGAAGAGGCAUUCAGACGGUGAUAGACCCAUCCAACACAAGCAGCCCCGCAAACCCCCUCAGCCCACUGGACCCUGCUGGUUCUGCCUGGCAAGCCCAGAGGUGGAGAAGCACCUGGUGGUCAGCAUUGGAACUCAUUGCUACGUGGCCCUGGCCAAGGGCGGCCUGACGGUUGACCAUGUUCUGGUGCUACCUGUUGGACACUACCAGUCUGUGGUGGACCUGGGUACAGAGGUAGUGGCUGAGAUGGAGAGGUACAAGGGUGCCGUCAAGGAGUUCUACAGGAGCCGCGGCUGCCGCUGCGUCAUCUUUGAGAGGAACUACCGCAGCCAGCACCUGCAGCUACAGGUGGUACCAGUGCCCCUUGACAAGUGCACAACCGAGGACAUUAAGGAAGCAUUUGUGGUCCAGGCUCAAGAGCAGCAGAUAGAAUUACUAGAGAUCCCAGAGCACACGGAUCUCAAACAGAUUGCCCAGCCUGGGACGCCAUACUUCUACGUGGAGCUGGACACGGGAGAGAAACUCUUUCAUCGGAUCAAGAAGAAUUUCCCACUGCAGUUUGGAAGGGAGGUGCUUGCCAGUGAGGCGGUGCUAAACACACCAACCCGCGCUGAUUGGAGGGAGUGCAAGAGCACACGGGAGGAGGAGGAGGCCCAGGCCCUGAGCUUCCGACAAGCCUUCAGCCCUUUUGACUUCUCCCUGCUAGAAUGAUGGCCGCAGGUUCCUUGUCCACUGGCCUUGAGGACUGACUCUGUGCGUGCGUGCGUGCACGUACUCUUGCUCCACUGACAGCCCCAGGCCAUGUUGCAGGCCCUCCUGCCUCGAGGUGUUGAGUGUGCAUUUUCCCAAGAUCAAUGAUCAUGGGUCAUAAGUGAAAGCAGGUGAUUUUGUAGAGAUCCUGCCAAUCUAACUUUCCAUUCUACCAGCCUUGCGUUGUCAUCCGCCAGUCACAUCCCUACUUUCUAAUGUUUGUAUAUUACAGAUGAAAAAGAACUUGGUGUUUUCUUUUACAAUGAGUGGCUGAUUAAAAUAA
This is a messenger RNA of Scleropages formosus (Asian bonytongue), 2074 nucleotides long. RefSeq names its product CWF19 like cell cycle control factor 1 (gene cwf19l1). NCBI's taxonomy places the organism in Eukaryota, Metazoa, Chordata, Actinopteri, Osteoglossiformes, Osteoglossidae. Bases 118 to 1752 code for a protein of 544 amino acids. The transcript has 14 exons. Gene Ontology annotation, cellular component: post-mRNA release spliceosomal complex. Gene Ontology annotation, biological process: mRNA splicing, via spliceosome. The record is from RefSeq and is a predicted model, not a curated record. Gene Ontology annotation, molecular function: RNA lariat debranching enzyme activator activity.